AUGCCUCAACUCAGCACAACGGCAUGCGCACCAAUCACAAGCAUGCACUGCUUGGGAUUUGAUGGCGAAUAUACCAAGCACAUUCGACCUGUACAGAACACGUCACAUAUCACCAUGGUGACGUACGGACUAGCUAUCAAUCAGCUUAUUGAAUUUGUGGGAAUAGAACAGUACAUCGUGCUAUCUGUAUGGAUUAGGCAGCGAUGGCAAGACGAAAUUCUAUCAUGGCAACAACACAGGUACGGCGGGAUUGACCAGAUAAUCCUGCCCUCUUCGUUGGUAUGGAAACCAGACAUAAAACUAUACAACAGUGUUUCGUAUAGUAUCGUAGAGGAGGUAUUAAGUAUGGAUGAAAAUAACGUCAUCGUCAGUUCGAAUGGAUCCGUAUUCUGGAUGGCGCCCGCUAGAGUUAAAGCUUCUUGUCUUAUGGACGUAUACUACUACCCGUUCGACGAACAGACAUGCUAUUUGAAAUUUGGUCCCUGGGCUUAUGAUACACGAAUGGUACAAAUGGUUAGUGACCUGGGUCACGUGGACCUUAACGACUACGCCAACAAUAUGGAAUGGGAUUUGGCUGACACACUUGCAGAGGAACACGAGGUGUACUACGGUUGUUGCCCGGAUGCACCAUUCUCUGACGUCACGUUCAUUUUAUUUUUUCACAGACACCCUAUGUUUUACGGAUUUAAUUAUCUUUUUCCAAAUUUACUGAUCUCGGCUUCCACUUUGGUUGGUUUUUGUCUGCCAGCUGAGUCAGGAGAGAAGAUUACUCUCUGCAUCACUAAUUUAUUAUCGUUGAUAUUCUUCCAUCUGAUGAUAGUACAAGGAAUGCCGCCCAUUGCCGGUGGAAUUCCCGUAAUUGCACAACAUUUUGCUGCGAUGAUAUCAAUGGUGGGCGGAUCAUGUCUUACGUCAGUGGUUGUGUUGAAUAUCCAUUAUGAUCAAUCAGAAACCAAGGAAGUACCAGCAUGGUUGAAGACAAUCCUCUUCAAAUACGUAGCCCCAUUAGUGUGCCUUCAGCGCAAAAGAAAGUACUUCCCUUCACUACAGCCUAUGGAUGAAUAUGGCAGUAAAAUACGCGAGAGCCUCGCUCCAAUACGACCGCUGUCCGUGAAUUCCUAUUCUCUGCUUAAGCUACAGGACAAAAAAACCUCGUCAUUCGGAAAGUCGGAAGAAACUUUAGACCAGAUUUUACGCGAAGUGCACUAUUUGAAUUUCAUGGUGAAAGAAAAAAAUGAGCGACAGAAGAUUAUCAGGGAAUGGCACCACGUGGCAAAAAUUGUCGACCGAAUGAUGAUGCUGAUAUGUGCUUGUUACGUAUUGGUUGUAUCAGCUGUGCUUUAUGGUAGAGCACGUGAUAUAUACUGA
This is a messenger RNA of Saccoglossus kowalevskii, 1368 nucleotides long. RefSeq names its product neuronal acetylcholine receptor subunit alpha-10-like. NCBI's taxonomy places the organism in Eukaryota, Metazoa, Hemichordata, Enteropneusta, Harrimaniidae. Gene Ontology annotation, biological process: monoatomic ion transmembrane transport. Gene Ontology annotation, molecular function: extracellular ligand-gated monoatomic ion channel activity; transmembrane signaling receptor activity. Gene Ontology annotation, cellular component: membrane. The record is from RefSeq and is a predicted model, not a curated record.